Molecule: messenger RNA, 660 nt
Organism: Aspergillus eucalypticola CBS 122712
Lineage: Eukaryota; Fungi; Ascomycota; Eurotiomycetes; Eurotiales; Aspergillaceae
Exons: 1
Coding region: 234-572 (112 amino acids)
Source: RefSeq, a predicted model, not a curated record
UUCCCCACCUUGGCGAAGUGGUCAGCUCGAGCUUCGCUACACCCCUCUAUCAGGUCCCCCUUUCUCCUACCUGCUAGAUAAUCCCAGACCUCGCCCACACUGCAAAUACUCAGCAGGUUCCAAAUCCCUUUGAAUCUGACCCAACCACGGCAGAAUAUCUCACCAUACCCAUCCUCAAUGAACUUGUCCAACGUGUCGAGGAGGACCCGAACAACGAAGACGCUGUGAAAGCAAUGACAUCCGGCUUUCUCUCUUAUUACUUUCCUAUUGACCAGGGGUUUAUAGUCGCACCUACGUCAACGGGCAGCAAGUGCUCUCCAGGCUGUGAAUACAUCAUCCGUCAAAUCCAGCCACAUUCUUCCGAGGGUCGCAAGAUCGUCGGACACGUCGUGGUUAGAUCGGAAGUGGAUGAUUCACUUCAGGGUCGUAUCAAUCGACUUCAGCAAUCCAUUCAGCACCGAGCUCUAGGGGUGGAAGGUUGUUGGGCAGUAUUGGUUCACUAUCUGGUCGAUCGCAGGAGCAGCAUGCCUUUCAUGUACGCAGAGAUAGUGUUCAAAUUGAACAAGUGUUGAAGCAUUUGGCACUACAUGAUACGCCUACGCGGUGAGACAGUGGGGCAUGGACGAGUACAGUCUGACAGCCCCGAAGGGCAUGAUCAUA